AUGCCUCAGCUUCUACAAAGUGUCAUUUGUGUAAUGGAGGCUUUCCAAAAGUAUGCAAAAGAGGAGGGUGAUUGCUGGACACUAAACUCGGGACAGCUAAAGCGGCUCCUCCUGGGCGAAAUUGGCGAAUUUCUGAGGCCAUUUGAUAUCCUUACUGCAGGAACCAGCUUGCAUCUUCUGGAUAGAGAUGGUGAUGGAUCUGUCAGCUUCGAUGAAUUCAUCCUCCUGAUCUUUGACCUGUUGAAUAUAUGUUACCAGGACAUACACUCUUUUCUAAAUCAGGAACCCAAAUCAAAAUCCAAUGCAGAGGAAAAGUUGUCAGGGGACACAGAAGCAUGUGAGACCAGUGAGGAUUACCAAAAAGUGGCAGGACCAGAUCAGUAUGAGCAGAGACCGACAGGAACUGAAUCCCCAUCUCUGGUCAACCCCAUAGAAAAAGUAUCUGACACACCGAACAAGGAAGACCCUCAGGAAGACCGUGAGUCUCCCAAAUUACUGGGAAAAGAAGUUGAACACAACCACCCUAAGAGUCAGUACUAUGGUGAAGGAGCUAAACAAAGCCAAAAAAGAUCUCAAUAUAUCCAGGCAACAGGAGGUGAUGGAAUCCCACCUGAAGAAAAAAAACCACCAAAGGAAUUUGUGAAGAGAGCCUGUUCUCAAAAGGAUGAGAAAAUUGUAAGUGAGGGACAUGAAGUGCCCAAAGAACAAGGUGAUAGAGACACCAGAGAUCACCCACUGGAACAGGAAAAGGAACAAAACACUGAGAUUCAGAGUGUACACACAGAAGAACCAGCACAAAGAACAUCUGAGAUUCAGGAAGGGACCAUUGUAAAGGAUGCUGGGGAACACACUGAUAUACAAGAACUAGCAUCCCAAGAGGACCAUGACAGAAAAUUAGGGACCACUGACCUGCCAGCAGAGAAAGCUGAGGAAAAACUAUCUGAAACUGAAAGAUUACCAGAACAUAGGGAUGAUGAUGGAACUUCAGAUAUCCAAGAACCACUUCAGAUACCUUCAGAAAAACAAGAACAAGGAAGAGAAUAUGAAACUACAAAAAUACCAGCCAAAGGCAACGGCAAUAGGGUCCCAUUGGCAGAAGUAUUUAUAGAUGAAAGGAAGGAGAAAAAAAAACCUGAAACCUUGGACACAGUUGGAAAAAAAGAUAGUGAAAAAAACAAUCAGAUGGAAACUCUCACAGAACAAGAGGCUGAUGGAAAGGAAAAGCAGCCUGAAGGACUAGCAGAAAAGGGAGAAAUUAGGAAAGACUCAGGAAUUCCAGACUUCAAAUCAGGAGACGAUCAGAACCACUAUGAACACAAAGGACCAGCAGCCCCAGAGGAGAUCAAAGUUUCUGAAACAAGUGAGUCAGAAUUCCAAGGAUAUAAGAUACCAGAAACAAGAGACAGGGUACAAGUCUCAGGAUCACAGAACGACCAGUCUAAAGGAAAAAAUGAGGGAAUCAUUCAGAUUCUGGACCAACCAAUUGAACAAUAUGAUGGACACCAGGUGGAAAAUCAGGAUGAUGGGACACUCUCUAAAACAUACAGUAAUCCAGAAGAUGGUGAGAGUGGCUCAGAGACAAGAGACCUGCCUGCACAAAAGAAUUCCCAGAGUCAAGUGGGUGCCCAGGAACAGCCUGACCAAGGAGAUUGCAAGAAUUAUCUAGGUACCCAAGAAUCCCUAGUACCAGGUGACAAAAGUAGAACCCCAGAGAUAGAGGUGCUAAUAGAUAAAGACAAUGAGAAUAUUACAGAGGAACAAGAAAAGCUGGCCAAAGAAAAGGAGAAGUCACCAGAGACUAAAAUAGCAGACAGAACUGAGGAGCCUGAGAGUCAGCCAGAGUCUCAGGAAUACAUGAAACAAAAGGUUACAGCAACAUCCCCAAAGACAGAAAUCAAAAGUCUCACAGAUGACACUGAUGAGCAGCUUUCCAUCGGACAACCAACAGAGAAAGAAGACCAUAGGAAAGGUCCAGAAGCCCAUGGCCCAGAAGCAGAAGAAGGGAAAGGGGAAGAAUCUGAAAGCCAGGAGGCCCCAUUAGAAGGUCAGGGCCCAGAAACACAAGGUCUUGCUCUAGAUGCAAGACCUGACACCUUGAAUCCAAUAACAAGGGAAGAUAAGAGCCCCCAGGAGCUAGCAGGAGAAGGGAGCGAACUAAAAUAUGCAGUGAAUAAAGAGGAUGACUCUUCAUCAGAGCUUUCAGAGUUGAUUAAGAAACCCAGAGACACAAAGCUUGAUUCAUCCUCAGGAGAUGAGAUACAGUCCAACCCAAUACAUGAAAAUUUGCAGAAGAUGCCUGAGCAGCCUGACCUCCUAGCCACAGAAGAGCACUUAGAUCAAACUGAUACAUCUCAGACAUCUAGCCCUGAGAAGAGUGAAUCUUCUGACUGCCCAGCCCUCCUUGAUCCACUAUGUGACUACACACAAGAACCAAGGCAACAAGCAGGGGACCCUGAGUCUGAUGAAGAAUGUGGCAACCAGCAAGAAAUCCUAGCCUGUCAGUCACAGGAAGAUAUAUAUGGCCAGUAUCAGCAAGAAGACCAACAACAACUAAGGGAUUAUACCUCCAGAAAAUACUGA
Molecule: messenger RNA, 2580 nt
Organism: Gracilinanus agilis (Agile Gracile Mouse Opossum)
Lineage: Eukaryota; Metazoa; Chordata; Mammalia; Didelphimorphia; Didelphidae
Gene: TCHHL1
Product: trichohyalin like 1
Exons: 2
Coding region: 1-2580 (859 amino acids)
Molecular function (GO): transition metal ion binding; calcium ion binding
Source: RefSeq, a predicted model, not a curated record